Phlebotomus papatasi is the source of this 3263-nucleotide messenger RNA. RefSeq names its product cytochrome P450 18a1 (gene Cyp18a1). The record is from RefSeq and is a predicted model, not a curated record. Gene Ontology annotation, cellular component: cytoplasm; intracellular membrane-bounded organelle. The coding region runs from base 829 to 2421 and encodes 530 amino acids. Gene Ontology annotation, molecular function: iron ion binding; oxidoreductase activity, acting on paired donors, with incorporation or reduction of molecular oxygen, reduced flavin or flavoprotein as one donor, and incorporation of one atom of oxygen; heme binding. The transcript is spliced from 6 exons. Lineage: Eukaryota; Metazoa; Arthropoda; Insecta; Diptera; Psychodidae. Gene Ontology annotation, biological process: xenobiotic metabolic process.
GUGUAUGUGGGGAUUUUGAGAAAAAUAAGAGAGCAAAUAAGAGAGCAAUAGUAUGAGUUUUGACGCGCGACUGAUCGGUUAUUUAUGCUUUGAUCUCUUUCUCGCCUCUGCUACUAUUGGUGUGACGGGUGUGACGAUGUUCCACGAGAGUGGUGACCACUCUCUUGUGUGUAUUUUUUUUUGAGAACGAUUGAGAGAUAAGAGGUGGGAGAGCAUGAGAGAGAGAUGAUAGGCUUUUCGGGGUACAAAAAAAGAGAGUCUCUCGUGACUGGUAUUGUGCGUUUGGGAGAGUGAGUGAGAGGAUGAUCAUUGGUGGGAUCUGGUGUUUUGAAAAAGAGAGGCGAUUGCUCUUCUCAACAAAAAAAAAAGCCGAUCACCACGCGAUUUCCCCACUCGAAAAAUAUCAACAUUGGUGUGAUCGCUCUACGAUCUUUGGGCUACUCUUUGGCUGCUGCUCUCUCGGAGUGCGCUGGAAUUGUGAGUAGUAUAUAAGUACCCCUCUACUGCUUCACGUCCAGAGGCCGGCAGCUAUAAAAGUCGCAAGGACAUGUAGAGUCUCUAUAGUGUCUGUUACAUUUAACGUGAGAACGGACUGUUACUGCACCAACUCGUGUGACAAACUUUUUUUUUUGGUAUUUCGUGGUUCCAUCUCUAUCUCUGGAUUACUAUUGAAGAUAAACUGAUACAAGAUUUACCAGAGAUUUUUUUUUAAAAAAUAAUUUUUUUUCCCGGAUUUUCGGUUUCGGUUUUUCGAAGUGACGAUAUUUUCCCGCCAAAUUUCCGGCUGAAUUUUCUUGAGAGACUUUUUUUUGAGCAGAGACAAGCAAAAUGUGGAGUGAUUUGGAUGUGAAGGAGGUCCGGAGUUGCCUCUAUGUGUUCAUAAGUGUCUUGCUGAUGGUGGUGUUGAUUCAGUGGCUCCUCAAGUGCUACAGGGAGAUCAAACUACUACCACCAGGACCAUGGGGUAUUCCCGUCAUGGGAUAUCUGGCAUUCCUUGGUCAGGAGAAGCAUACGCAGUAUAUGGAACUGGCCAAGAAGUACGGUGGUGUUUUCAGUGCACGCCUCGGAACACAAUUGACCGUGGUUGUGAGUGACUACAAGGUGAUCAGAGAUACCUUCCGGAAGAAAGAAUACACCGGACGUCCCGAUACACCCUUCAUCCAGACUAUGGAUGGUUUUGGUAUAAUCAACAGUGAAGGGAAAUUAUGGAGGGAUCAGAGGAGAUUUCUGCAUGAUAAACUCAGACAACUCGGUGUAACGUACAUGGGCAAGGGAAAGGAUGUCAUGGAGAAGAGAAUAAUGACCGAGGUGAAUGAUUAUCUAUCAACAUUAGCAGCAUCCAAUGGCAAUUCAAUUGAUAUGAGCCCAGUUCUUGCGGUGGCUGUUAGCAAUGUCAUUUGCAAUAUAAUGAUGUCAGUGCGUUUUUCAUUGGAUGAUCCAAAAUUUCAGCGAUUUACAUGGCUCAUUGAGGAGGGUAUGAGACUUUUUGGGGAGAUUACAACAGUUGACUACAUUCCGACAAUUCAGUAUCUCCCAGGGAAUUUGAAUGCAAAGAAUAAGAUAGCAAAAAAUCGAAAGGAAAUGUUUCAGUUCUACCGUGAGGUGAUCGAUGAGCACAAGAGUACAUUCGAUGCCAGCAACAUUCGUGACUUAGUCGACAUGUACUUAGCUGAAAUUGAGAAAGCCAAAGAAGAAGGUCGCAGUAGUGAACUAUUUGAAGGCAAAGAUCAUGAGCAACAAAUUAUGCAAGUUAUUGGUGAUCUCUUUUCGGCUGGCAUGGAAACCAUUAAGACAACAUUGCUGUGGAUAAAUGUGUUUAUGCUGAGGAAUCCGCAGGUGAUGCGGAAGGUUCAGGAGGAGCUGGAUCUUGUGGUUGGACGCAGCCGAUUGCCACGAAUUGAAGAUCUGCCCUUCCUACCAUACACCGAAAGUACAAUUUUGGAAGCGAUGCGACGAUCGAGCAUCGUUCCACUGGCUACAACUCACUCACCUACAAGGGAUGUAACCCUCAAUGGCUAUGUAAUUCCUGCUGGAGCUCAUGUUGUUCCACUGAUCAACAGUGUCCACAUGGAUCCAACUCUCUGGGACAAUCCCGAAGAAUUCAAUCCAAAUCGCUUUAUAAAUGCCGAAGGCAAAGUUCAGAAGCCAGAAUACUUCAUGCCCUUCGGUGUAGGCCGUCGAAUGUGUUUGGGUGAUGUCCUGGCCCGAAUGGAACUCUUUCUCUUCUUCUCCUCCCUCAUGCACACCUUCGAUCUCAAGCUGCCCGAUGGUGAACCCAUGCCGAGCCUCAAAGGUCAGGUUGGUGUUACAAUCACCCCAAAAGCCUUCCGUGUCUGCCUUACACCGCGUCCCCUGGCUGUGCCCCAAGUCAUCGUGAGUGAUCCUGUGACUGGCACUCUGAGAAAUAUUGAAACUCCCUAAAGAAAAUGUGCACAGUUUUUCCCGAUGACCUCUACAUUUUUCCGCACACACAAAAAAAAGGAAAAUCCGUCAAAUUUCCUGCGCAUCCGAGACAGAGAAAUUUUUUUGUGUCAACAAGCCUCGAAAAAAAAAGUCCCAGAGCACGGUUUCGGUUCCUAAACUCUAAUCUCAAAGAUGACAAAAGAAUAAUGGACAAAAAAGCAAUCCAAGCAAUCUUCAGGAGUCCCAACAAAAUCCUCCAAAUGCCGCAAAAAGAUGAUUUCCAAUAGAAAUGCAUUACAGUACAUGCCGACAAAAUUGCAUCCAGCUCAUGUGAAGCAAGAGAAGAAGAAGAAGAAGAAGAAAAAAGACGUUAGAUAAGAAAACGAGAUUCAAUGCUAGUCAUUGUGUGUAAGUGAGAAGACAAAAGAAAAUUGCGAAGAAGAGAGCAAGGAAAUGACAUGAGACAAAUCCUUCCCUCAGCCAAAAUAAAAAAAAAACAAUCGCAGAUGAAAAGAAGAGAAAAAACGAUCCAGAGUUGACAAAAAUCCAAGACAUUGCAGAAAAGAAGAAGAAGAAAUGGAGAAGGAGUUAAAAAUCCACCCCACAAUGUGUUCAGUUACUCUAGCGACAAACUUAUUUUGUGUACAACAUUUUUAAUUUAUAAAAAAAAAACAAAACGAGAAAAAUUGAGUUUAUCGUAGAUGUUAGGUGUUAAAAGAUGUUCAUAAUUAAAAUACUUCAUAAGUGAAUAAUGUUUUAAUCAUUCCAGAAUGCCAAAAUUGUCUAUCAAGCAUUCCAUACUUUUUUUCUUAUUAUUUUUUUAUUGCAUGAAAAUUCACAAUAAAAAUAUUAAGUACCAA